Molecule: messenger RNA, 7312 nt
Organism: Manduca sexta (tobacco hornworm)
Lineage: Eukaryota; Metazoa; Arthropoda; Insecta; Lepidoptera; Sphingidae
Gene: sno
Product: protein strawberry notch
Exons: 28
Coding region: 194-4279 (1361 amino acids)
Biological process (GO): regulation of DNA-templated transcription
Cellular component (GO): nucleus
Molecular function (GO): chromatin DNA binding; histone binding
Source: RefSeq, a predicted model, not a curated record
GCUUUUUUUUAAUAUGGCGGAAGCAUUGACCGCCGUUCGGACGUCUGCAUUUUUUAUUAUCACGACUUAAGCAGUAUCGUGAUUAUAAAUUCGCGUGUGUGUUAUACCAAAGUUUUAUAUAAAAAAAGUGUAACUAAAAUUGCAAAUAGAACAAUCGCAGGCGUCCCUCGGUACAUCUGAUUCAGCUGAAAAAAUGUCAAAACGAGCAGCAUACGACGACGAAGACAAUCCACCAUCAGACGACUCGGACUUCGAUGAUGACGAGGAUCCAGACAAUUUGGAAGUGCCAGGUGGUGGGAAGACGUUGGCGGCGGCGGCGCGCAUGGCGGACAAGAAGGUGACAGCCGCGCCGCCGGUCACCAUCAAACCUACCACCAACCCGCUUGCUGCGCCGUCAGGGUUGGCUUUCGGGCAGGCCAGCAACGUGAAGCCGAUCAAAAUAUCCGCCAGCUCGCUCAGUAAGCCGAUCAAUAUCGCCAAUCUGGCCAGGGGAGGAGCUGCGAGCGCGGCGGCGGCGGCGGCGUCGCCGUUCGCCGCGGGCUCGUCGGCCGCGUUCAACGCGGCCUCGCUGCUCGCACAGAUGGAGAUGGUGGGCGUGUCGGGCAUGAACUCGUACCUACUGCAGAACCUGAACCAGAUCCUGGCUUCGGGUAUGGGGGGACCGUUAGCCGGGCUGCUGGGGCAGUUCGCGCACCUGCCCGCGUGGGGACAGGCUAAGCCGGCCAUGUGGCAGCAGCCGGAUAAGAUGCCCGGAGAUGAAGAAGAAGUUGACGACGAAGAGAUGGGAGUGGCUGAGACGUACGCAGACUACAUGCCGCCAAAAUUGAAGCUGGGCCGCAAGCACCCGGACCCGGUGGUGGAGACGGCGUCGCUGUCGUCGGUGGAGCCGGCCGACGUGACGUACAAGCUGAGCCUGCCGGAGGACACGGUCCGCGGCGGGCUGCUGUCGGCGCUGCAGCUGGAGGCCGUGGUGUACGCGUCGCAGGCGCACGAGCACAAGCUGCCCGACGGCACGCGCGCCGGCUUCCUCAUCGGGGACGGCGCUGGUGUGGGCAAAGGCCGUACCAUAGCCGGUAUAAUAUUCGAGAACUACCUGAAGGGCCGCAAGCGCGCCAUCUGGGUGUCCGUCUCCAACGACCUCAAGUACGACGCCGAGAGGGACCUCAGGGACAUAGGCGCCGGGAAGAUCGAGGUCCAUCCUCUUAACAAGUUCAAAUACGCGAAGAUCUCGUCUGCUGUGAACGGCAACGUGAAGAAGGGCGUGGUGUUCACCACAUACUCCGCGCUCAUCGGCGAGACGCAGUCCUCCAACACCAAGUACCGCACGCGGCUCAAGCAGCUGCUGCAGUGGUGUGGCGAGGACUUCGACGGAUGCAUCGUGUUCGACGAGUGCCACAAGGCGAAGAACCUGUGCCCGGUGGGGUCGGGCAAGGCGACGAAGACGGGGCUGACGGCGCUGGAGCUGCAGACGCGGCUGCCGGGCGCGCGCGUGGUGUACGCGUCGGCCACGGGCGCGUCCGAGCCGCGCAACAUGGCCUACAUGGUGCGCCUCGGCAUCUGGGGCGACGGCACGCCCUUCCCCACCUUCAUGGACUUCAUCAACGCCGUCGAGAAGAGAGGCGUGGGCGCCAUGGAGAUAGUGGCCAUGGACAUGAAGCUGCGAGGCAUGUACAUAGCGCGCCAGCUCUCCUUCCACGGCGUCUCGUUCAAGAUCGAGGAGGUGCCGCUCUCGGAGCCGUUCAAGGAGACCUACGACAAGUCUGUCGCGCUGUGGGUGGAAGCGAUGCAGCGUUUCACGGAGGCGGCGGAACUCAUUGACGCGGAGUCGCGUAUGAAGAAGACCAUGUGGGGACAGUUCUGGUCCGCGCAUCAGCGGUUCUUCAAGUACCUCUGUAUCGCUGCCAAGGUGAACCACGCGGUGGUGACGGCGCGCGAGGCGGUGAAGUGCGGCAAGUGCGUCGUCAUCGGCCUCCAGAGCACCGGCGAGGCGCGCACGCUCGACCAGCUCGAGCGCGACGACGGCGAGCUCACCGACUUCGUCUCCACCGCCAAGGGCGUGUUCCAAACCCUGGUAGAGAAGCACUUUCCCGCGCCGGACCGCGACCGCAUCAACAGGCUGCUGGGGCUCGACCCGCCCAAGCCGAAGGCCGCGCCCGCCGCCGUCCAGCACAACGGCAACAGCAAGCACGACGACGAGGCUAACACUUCCAAGAGGAAAUUGACGUCACGGCAGCAAGCCAACGUGGCGGCCAAGCGCGCGCGCGGCGGCUCGUCGUCGGACGAGUUCGUGCGCGGCGGCGGCUCGUCCGACGAGCUGGACAUGGAGUCCGACGACGAGCAGCACGCGCCCGCCUCCGACUCCGACCUCAGCGACUUCAACCCCUUCCGCGCCGGCAGCGACAGCGACGAUGAACCGUGGAUCGGACGUAAGAAAAAACCAGUUAAGAAGAAGAAAGCGGCGUCUCCGAAGAAGAAGAGCUCCACAACUCAGGACAAAAUCGAGAAUAUGUUCGAGCGAAAGAACAACGCGGCGACCACGGCCCCGGCCAAGGUGACCGUCACCACCACAGGCGGGCAGAGCCUCACCGGCACGCCCGUCGGCACCAACGGACUCUAUCUCGGCCCGACCCGCAACCAGCCGCCGCCGCGGUCCGCCAUCGAGCGCGCGUGCAGCAUGAAGGAGGAGCUCCUCGCCGCCAUCGAGCGCCUCGGCAAGCGCCUGCCGCCCAACACCCUCGACCAGCUCGUCGACGAGCUCGGCGGCACCGAGAACGUCGCCGAGAUGACAGGUCGCAAAGGGCGUGUGGUGCAGACAGAAGACGGUCAAAUCCUAUACGAGAGCCGGUCGGAGGCUGACGUCCCCCUGGAGACGCUCAACCUGACGGAGAAGCAGCGGUUCAUGGACGGAGAGAAGGACGUGGCCAUCAUUUCUGAGGCAGCCUCAAGUGGUAUCUCACUGCAGAGUGACAGGAGGGCGAGAAAUCAAAGGCGAAGGGUACACAUAACAUUGGAAUUGCCAUGGUCAGCCGACAGAGCUAUACAACAGUUUGGUCGUACGCACCGCUCGAACCAGGUGAACGCGCCGGAGUACAUAUUCCUGAUCUCGGACCUGGCGGGCGAGCGGCGGUUCGCGUCCACCGUGGCCAAGCGCCUCGAGUCCCUCGGCGCCCUCACGCACGGGGACCGCCGCGCCACCGAGACAAGAGACCUGUCGCAGUUCAAUAUCGAUAAUAAAUACGGUCGCACGGCGCUAGAAGCAGUGAUGCGCGCGAUCAUGAAGUACGAGACGCCGCUGGUGCCGCCGCCGAGCGACUACGCGGGCGACUUCUUCCAGGACGUGGCCAGCGCGCUCGUCGGCGUCGGCCUCAUCGUCAACAGCGACGCGGCGCCCGGCGUGCUGUCGCUCGACAAGGAUUACAACAACAUGUCGAAGUUCCUGAACAGGAUACUGGGCAUGCCGGUGGAGCUUCAGAACAGGCUUUUCAAAUACUUCACGGAUACAUUAACAGCUGUCAUGGAACAAGCGAAGCGCAGCGGUCGGUUCGACCUGGGCAUCCUGGACCUCGGCAGCGCGGGCGAGGUGGUGCGGCGCGUGCGCCUCGUGCGCUUCCUGCGGCGCCACGCCACCGGCCGCGCGCCCGUCGAGCUGCACACCGUGCACUCCGAGCGCGGCAUGGAAUGGUCAGAAGCCCUGGAGAAGUGGUCGGAGCUGACAGGCCCCAAGGAAGGCUUCUACCUGUCAACGCAGGCGCGCAAUAACAAGUACACCGCCGUGCUGUGCGUCGCCGCGCACUCCAACACCAAGAAGGAGAAGUUAACUAAGAAGGAUAUCAUGUUCCAAAUAUACAGGCCCAACACCGGGCUUCAGCUGCGGCUGGAGUCAUUGGCUGAGAUCGAGAAGAAGUACCGCAAGGUGGAGAGCGGCGAGGCGGAGGCGGCGUGGCGCGCGCAGUACAACGCCUCGCUGCGCGUCUGCUCGCACGCCUACUGGCGCGACCAGUGCAGGAACGCGGCCGACUGCGAGGUGGGGCGGCGCGUGCGCACGUGGCACGUGCUGGCGGGCUCGGUGCUGGCGGUGUGGGCGCGCGUGGAGCACGUGCUGGCGGCGCGCUCGCAGCUCAACAAGAUGCAGGUCGUGCGCAUCAAGACCACCGACUCGCUCAAGAUCGUCGGUACGGUGAUCCCAAAGAACUGCGUGGAGCCGCUGAAGGAGGCGCUCGCGUCCGACGCGGUGUCCGUCAGCGAGCAGACAUUCGAGCACACCGACGGGCUCAAAUGAACGCCCCGCCCCUCGCCAUAGUUCCUCUGUCUCUCUUUGUUUUGUGUUCGGGACCAUGCGGUGGCUAGUGCGCGCUCUCGGGACUAUAUCGAUUUAAUUAUCGAUAGUAUCGAUAAAAUUAUCACCACAAAGUAUCGAUAGUAGUGGGAAAAUAUCGACUUCUACGUACAUCGGUCUUUCGAUAGCUGUCGGUUUUUGUAUCUAUUGCUUCCUAUCGCGAUUCGGUUCGAUAAAUUAAAGCAAUACACCGACAAUAAUUUUAGUUGUAAUAGAUAUUUUAUUUUUGCAUACCCACAGUGUGAGUACAAUAGUGAUGUAGAAGCAUCGAUAUUUAUAUAUCGACUAACAUAUCUACGGGUUUGUGGAUUGCUUUUGCUAUAUUGUCCGCUAUUUCUAGAUAAUACAUUUUGUUUUGUAAGUCGAUAUAUGACAUCCGAGAAGCGUGUCACGCUCAGUGCUGUGAAGUGUGGUGUGCGGGCUGGCUGGUGCCGGCCCGGGUCUUGAAUGUAGUCAAUUACGUAAGAGCCAAGCGGUAUGACUGAUUAUUUCUUUAGCGACCUCCCAUUCACCCCUUUGCCCCAAGCCCCCUCGGUGCGCUGCAAUUUUGCAUACUUAUCGAUAAGUUGCAACUAUUUUAUAGUUUUAAUGCUGGCGACCUUUAUACUUCGUUUAGGGGAUGACUAUAUCAAACGAUAUUAGGGCUGGACGGUAUCGAUGAUUUCAUCGAAAUCGAUUACGAGCGUUGUACCGACGGAUAACAGAAUUUGUGAUAAUUGAUUUGGUAUGUAUUUUAUCAAAUAUUUAAGGUAAUGUAAUAAAUUGACAGUAAAGUCGAUAUCGAUGAAAUUGUCUUGUAAGAUGCCCGGGUAAGUAGUAAGUUUACAAGAGAGUGUGAUGUAUGCUUUAGUGCAUAGAUAAGUGUAUAUUAAAUAAUUCACGUGUUAUUCGCGCCUUCGUGCUGAAACUAUGGAAAAAGCACCCCAUUUUAUUUCGAUUAAAGUACGAUAGAAGUCGAUUCUCUCAUGACAAGUUGACGAAAAGUCCGAGGAUAUUGGAUAUUAUGCUGAUUGUGUUGGCAUAUACGUAGAUACGUACGUAGUAUAGUUCAACAUGCAAUUAUAAUAUCGAUUUUUAAUGUAUUUAUGUCCCAUUGGUUACAAUCGGUGUGAUCAGCCCGGUCGGAUGGUUAUGCCAAUGAGUUGAUUGUAUUUAAGUUGAAUCCUAUUUGGCCUUGGUCGCAACAUCCUUGGAGAAACCAUAGGCGCGACACUUUUAGCAACGGUGAUUUUUUUUCACUUGUGUUCGAUCUAUAUCGAUAUCAUUUUAUCGAUUAGAGAUACUGCAACGCAUUUUAUCGAUUUAUUUGAGCAUAGAGAUAAAAUAGUCGUGGUGUCGGGUCAGCGACUAAAUUGCCAAUGUUGAAAGUAUCGCGUGAUUCGCUUCUGAACAGAUCUCGGCGUUGCAGACAAGUAACUCGCGCCAGUCACUCGGACAAGUCGGUUGUUGUCAUGCCCUUGUAUACGAUACAGUAUGUUUUAUGUUGUACAAAUACUAGUUUUUUUUAUUUAAUUCAAUGUUAUAUAUUGUAUGUUUAUUGUUUCGUGACCAUUCAUUUGAAUUAAUGGAAGUUUAAUGUAGCAAAUUUUAGCCAACUAUUUUUAUCGAAUAUUUUAAAUGUAACGCUUUUAAUUGACGGCAGGCGCCAUGUUGGAUCGCGUCGGCCAUAUCGACCAAUCAAAGCGCGGCGUUUGACGCGUUGGCCUCCAAGCUCAGUUUUGUAAUUGUAGUUAUAAGUGUCACCUCUAUAGGCCUAUGUAUCGCCAGUGAUUGUAAGGUAGUCAACGUGUUAAACAUAUUAUCAAAUUUGGACCCAGAUCCUCAAUAGAACUGUAACGUUCAAUGUAAAAUAGAAAUUAAUGAGAGGUUAUCGAUAUACAAUUUAAUACUUUAUUCCCGAUAGAAUAAGAAUUGUUUUAUCGAUAUGCAAACUAAAUUCCAAGUUACACUGAAGUGUAUCGACUGGUGCCCCUAAGUGUGCUUCGGGCCUAAUAUCACUGUAUGCAGACUAUUCCGUAAUCAUGACGUCAGAGCACAUGACUGUCAAAUUUUAACUUUAUCUGCCACGCUGUCCCACUACUGGGUGAAAUACUUCCCACCAAUGGGUUUUAAAUAACCCCUCCGUGUUGGUCUGUGCGGGUCGAUGGGCCGUCAUCGCCUCACUCGUAGUCAGCUGGGUGCACCAUGGCCGGUGGGACCGGCUUGGGGUCUCAAUUUGGACCCCAUACAUAUUUUAAUAGCUUUUAUAAUUUAUUUUUACUGUUAGAUGUGAUUAUACAUUAAUAGUGGACACUCAGUGGUAAUAAUAGCAGGAUAAUUAGUGGAGUUUUUAAUGUAUUGUGUGAUUGUAGGGAGGGUGUCAGGAGGCAGUGUGGAUCUUACAGUGUAAAGGGUGUUGCAUUAAUAUUGUAAAGAUUAUCAAUGGCGCUUAGUGAAUAUUAUAUUAAGGAUUUUCAUGACCAAAAGAAUAUAAUAAGUAUUGAUAAUACUCUGAAUGACAAAAGAAACUGUGUUGUUUAAUUUCAAAAUGCGCAUAGCGCUAUCAAAAAAUAAUGUUGACAUGACUACAGGCUUUAGUAUCGUAUUUUAUCUGCGCCAUAAAAAACUCAUUGUUAGUGCUACACCCUGUAUAAUAAAUAUAUUACAUGUACUUAUUAUUAGUUUAUAAAAUAAAGAUUUAUAAUAUUACGCAUUAUCCGAUAAUGGUUUGAUAGAGUAACAUUAAGUCAGAUUAUCCAUUCUCCUAAAUAGGUCUUAGACUACCAUAUUUUAUAGUUCAAUUGAAUUAGAAGAGUAAUUUAUUGAUCCCCUCUAGGUGUACUGUGGGGUAGGUCCUCCGUGGCGCCCUCCCAGCGGUCAGGCAGUGUUUCAGUAUUCAGAGAUGUCAUCUAAAGCCCUCCGCCACCAUUCAUCUUGUCUCUGUAUUAAUUGAUGUAUAAAGGUUAAAGACAACAAAAUAAAUGUAUAUAAACCAUA